Centropristis striata (black sea bass) is the source of this 2668-nucleotide messenger RNA. Its product is annotated as G protein-activated inward rectifier potassium channel 1-like. Gene Ontology annotation, cellular component: plasma membrane. The coding region runs from base 379 to 1938 and encodes 519 amino acids. The record is from RefSeq and is a predicted model, not a curated record. Gene Ontology annotation, biological process: regulation of monoatomic ion transmembrane transport; potassium ion import across plasma membrane. Lineage: Eukaryota; Metazoa; Chordata; Actinopteri; Perciformes; Serranidae. The transcript is spliced from 3 exons. Gene Ontology annotation, molecular function: G-protein activated inward rectifier potassium channel activity.
CCUGCUUUUCAUAUCACAAGUCUAUCACAGCAGCUCCUCGCUGGAUCUACCAAGGACACAUCCUUUGAAUGCAGCUUUUGUUUUAUUGUGAUGCUGAAUGUGUUUUUUUCUUCAUCAUCCGCAGAUGAGACCUGAGCAAAAAGUUGGCACUUGCAGCAGACUCCUUUGUGUAAAGAACAGAGUCUGAAUCAUGUAUUGCGCAGAAUCUCUGCUCACUUAGGAUUAAUUUACAGGAGAGGGGCGCAUCUCCACCUCACAGGAUGCCAGUUGCGCGCUGAAUGUUACUGCAUGGUUUUGGGCACGGGUGUACCAAACUUGCGUAAAGAGGCUGAUUCCGUACAAGUAUCGAUUGCUUGUCCCAAGUAGGCGAUUGACACAAUGUCAGCCUUACGGAGGAAAUUUGGCGAGGACUAUCAGGUGGUGAACACCAACCAGAGCAUGACUUUUUCUGCGCCGGCGAAGAGAAAGAGGCAGCGGUUUGUGGAGAAGAACGGCCGCUGCAACGUCCAACACGGUAACCUUGGAGGGGAGACCAGCCGAUACAUCUCCGAUCUCUUCACAACGCUGGUGGAUCUCAAGUGGCGCUGGAAUCUACUCAUCUUCAUCCUCACUUACACAGUUGCAUGGCUGGUCAUGGCUUCAAUGUGGUGGGUGAUCGCCUUCAUCCGCGGCGACCUCAGCCACGGCGGCCACGAGUCGUCCUACACCCCGUGCGUCGCCAAUGUGUACAACUUUCCCUCCGCGUUCCUGUUUUUCAUCGAGACGGAGGCGACCAUCGGCUACGGCCACCGCUACAUCACGGAGAAGUGUCCGGAGGGUAUCAUCCUCUUCCUCUUCCAGUCGCUGCUGGGGUCCAUCGUGGACGCCUUUCUCAUCGGCUGCAUGUUCAUCAAGAUGUCGCAACCGAAGAAGCGCGCGGAGACGCUGAUGUUCAGCCAGGACGCAGUCAUUUCGCAACGGGACGGGAAGUUGUGCCUCAUGUUCCGAGUGGGGAAUCUGCGGAACAGCCAUAUGGUGUCCGCGCAGAUCAGGUGCAAACUCAUCAAGUCUCGGCAGACUCCAGAGGGCGAGUUCUUGCCCCUGGACCAGUGUGAGCUGGACGUGGGCUUUGGGACGGGGGCGGACCAGCUCUUCUUGGUGUCGCCUCUAACCAUCUGCCACGAGAUCAACACCAACAGCCCGUUCUUUGAUCUGUCGCAGCGCUCGCUCAUGAACGAGCAGUUUGAGAUUGUUGUCAUCCUAGAAGGCAUCGUGGAAACCACUGGCAUGACAUGCCAGGCGAGGACGUCUUACACCGAAGAUGAAGUCUUGUGGGGCCAUCGUUUUCUCCCUGUCAUGUCACUGGAGGAGGGCUUUUUCAGAGUCGACUACUCCCAGUUCCACAACACCUUUGAGGUCAAUACGCCUCCAUACAGCGUCAAAGAGCAGGAGGAGAAGUCCUCGUUGACGUCGCCUAACUCUCUCCCUGCUGCACCCACGCCUUCCUCCCCUCAGCUGGGUAACGGCGGACGCGGAGGCCGCAGAGAAAGGCUCUUGUCAGCUGACUAUGCAGACCACGUAGAGGACCAAGCCUCAAGGUUGCCAAGCAAACUCCAGCGCAUGAGCUCCACCAAGGACGAUCACCUAUGGAGGGGACUGAAGACGGGGCCAGCCUUGCCUGGGGGGAAGGCCUCCAGCACAGGAGACCUUCCGCUUAGUAUUCAGAGGCUGAGGUCCAGCUCCAUCCCGGUUGUGAGGCAAGGACAGCUGGAGGAGCAGGUCCAGCUGCUGUCCUUGGAUGGAGAUGCUGAGGAGGGGGAGCUGGAGAAACACAGACUGCCAACAGCCAUUAGCACCAUCUCUGCUCCAACCCCAACUCCAGUUCAGAUCCCCUUGGUAGGGAGUCGGCCAGAGGACAACCUGCCCGCCAAACUGCGCAGAAUGAAUGCAGACCGCUGACUUCUGCAGACUACCUUUAAGACUUAAAAAAACUGAAUCAGGCUUGAUGGGCAUUGCAUAUAAAUAAAGACUACUGUGAUAUAAGUUUUAUUUUUUUCUGCAGAUUGUGGCCAGUAUUUUACAUUUACUUACGGGCUCUCUACUAAGUUGUUCAUUGCCACAAAUAGAAGGACAACGCCAAUAAGCCAUCCAUCCGCUCAUACUGUGAGUCAUUUUUGAUAGAUCACCAUCUGUGCCCCCCACUGACUUGUAACAUUUCUGCCCUUGUGCUCGUUCCUUUCACUUUGUUCAUAGAGUUGCAUCAAAUACUUUAUUAUCUUUAAUAACUACACUUUUUUCAAUUAAUCAAGCACCAAAGUGGCAGUCAUAAAUAAGGCUGACCUGAAUUGACCAUUCGCUAAACCCCACCCAUGAACAGUGAAUGCCCAAGCAUAGCUUAGCAAUGGCAGGUUUAUUUUUCUCUCCAUGCCUCAAGCAGUGUACAUUGGUUUUAUCAAGACUCUAUCAUUUUUUAUGGGACAUGAGCAAAUCGGUUCACAAGGUGUUGUAGGCUUCCUGCACAUGACUCUUCAGCUCUGGGGAAAAAAGGGAGGGGACGAAAGUUGAACAUUUUCAACUUUAAGUAAAUGAGGAGAAAUUCACUUUAUUCUCUUUAAGUGGGUCUUCUCCGUAUGAGUGAUACCUGUUUUGUAGUGAUGUGCCAAUGAAGCCUCAUGAACCAAUUUACUUU